CACCACGCCGCAUGUCAGGCGUCCACGCGAUAUGGCGUGGCAUUCCUUCGAUGCGGCCGAGCAGAGCCUCAUUCCUGCCCUGUUUCGCUACUCUUCUUUAUCCAAUCCGUUCCUCAACCACACGAAAGCCUCCACAUUGAUCCCCAGGCAGCCAUCACAGUACUUGCAUCCGCGUGGCAGUCCUGACAUCAUCGCAGCACGAGAUCUCAACUCAAUCUCAACAUGACUAUAGCAGCAAUCGAGCGCCUUCCAGUGGAGCUACUGCAGCCCAUAUUUGCAUCUUCCAGCUACAACCUCGCCCUCAUUCAAGCAUCCGCGAUCUUGGGCGCUCGGUUGUCGAGCGAAUACGUCUACCACAACACGUGUGACUACUAUCUCAGAGACCAGUGUGACGGCCAUACUGUGCGAUCUGCAGCUCAGAGAGUUAUAUUUGCCAGCAGAUGGAUGACUUGGUCGUUCUUCAAAAGCUGGAUUGUCAAGACGUACGGAAGUAAGGGGUGUCUUUGCGGUCUAACACCAGAAGAAGGAUGCUUCGAUGCCCAAUGGCCUCCAAACUUCGAAGAUGCGACAUCCAUGUUCUUUUCACGCAGUCAUCUACAGCGUCUCGCUUUCGUUCGUUGUCGACUACCAAAGAAGCUGCUUGACGGCCCUUGGACCGUAGACAAAGUUCAAUUCUUGCGUUUUUUGCUUUGGACAACAAGCAUGACUGUCGAUUGGCAAGACCCAGAAACACGUCAACUCACUGCUGGAGGAAGACGGCGAGCAUUUCUCGAGAACAAUCUUGGAGCGGUAGAGCUCUUCAACCACAAUCGUCGUCUCGGUAGGCCGCCAACACUGGAGACUGUUCAAUUUGCCGUGGCAGACGCAAGUUGCGAUCGAUCAAUAGUGUACGAUACCUUGAGAAGUGCGUACAGAUGGAGCUCGUCAAGUGAAGCUUGGGACUAUUCUUCGCUACAUCAGUGGUGUGACCAACGGAUAUGGGACGACGACAUCCGAGGGGUAUGGUUGCGAGGCAUCUUGCAGUCCUUGCGCCAUUCUAAGCUUGCUUUCUACGAUAAGAUCAUGGACAGAGAUGCCCUGUUCAGCAACAUCGUCGAUGCGGCGGCGGAAGCAUACAGUGACAAAUUCUGCGAUGAAUUCAUCCGGAACCAACUCCCCUGGAAUAAGGUAAGCUAUAGAUUCACAUACAUUCCAUACGGCUUGGAAUUCUUCGCUGUCAAACUUCCCAUAUUUGAAAAGAAGCAGAUCACGUUCUAUGAGUGGGCAAGAUACUGAGACUUCCAAGGCUAUUGUGACUCGGGGUUGGCUCAUUGUUGGCUCUCUUCUGCCCACGCACCAUCGUGUUGCACAUCAGAUACAUUGGACACAAGUCAUGCAGCAGGCCGGACCCCGCAUGUACUCAGGGCCUAGCUGCCCGCGACGACUGAGCUGCUGUAGUGGUGAUGGGAGGGAUAUUCAACAAGGGCUGGCUUGGCUCAAUGUCCCAACUUCUCGUCAAUGAUCACUUUUUCGAUGGUCAUGGUAAAACAGUCGAUGAUACUGUUUUCUCAGUGCGUCUUCUUGUUUUCGAUUUAUUGACAAUACGGCUG
Molecule: messenger RNA, 1589 nt
Organism: Didymella exigua CBS 183.55
Lineage: Eukaryota; Fungi; Ascomycota; Dothideomycetes; Pleosporales; Didymellaceae
Exons: 1
Coding region: 223-1275 (350 amino acids)
Source: RefSeq, a predicted model, not a curated record